Pectinophora gossypiella (pink bollworm) is the source of this 1750-nucleotide messenger RNA. It is a transcript of the gene gammaTub37C, whose product is annotated as tubulin gamma-2 chain-like. NCBI's taxonomy places the organism in Eukaryota, Metazoa, Arthropoda, Insecta, Lepidoptera, Gelechiidae. Gene Ontology annotation, molecular function: structural constituent of cytoskeleton; GTP binding. The transcript has 10 exons. The coding region runs from base 140 to 1510 and encodes 456 amino acids. Gene Ontology annotation, cellular component: centrosome; microtubule; gamma-tubulin complex. The record is from RefSeq and is a predicted model, not a curated record. Gene Ontology annotation, biological process: cytoplasmic microtubule organization; mitotic sister chromatid segregation; mitotic cell cycle.
AAACGUACCUUAAAAAGGAGGCGAGUUAGCGGUGGAUGUUUUGUUUGGGUUUUGUUUAUUUUAAAUCAAAAUUAAUGAAGAAGAAGUAGCCAAUUCUUGUAAUUCAUUUAUAAUAAGAGUAAGAAAAUAAACAACCAAAAUGCCAAGUGAAAUGAUAACGUUACAGCUCGGCCAAUGCGGCAAUCAAAUUGGUUUCGAGUUCUGGAAGCAGCUAUGUAUAGAACACGGUAUAUCACCAGAAGGAAUCUUGGAAGAAUUCGCAUCGGCAGGGUCGGACAGAAAAGAUGUCUUCUUCUAUCAGGCAGAUGAUGAUCACUACAUACCUAGGGCUGUGUUGUUGGAUUUGGAGCCCCGUGUUAUCCACACUAUUAUGAAUUCUCCAUAUGCAAAGCUAUACAAUCCAGAAAAUGUAUACUUAUCCAAGCAUGGCGGUGGCGCCGGCAACAACUGGGCAUCAGGGUAUGCUCAGGGAGAGAAACUGAAUGAGGAGGUGUUUGAUAUCAUCAACAGGGAGGCUGACGGAAGUGAUAACUUGGAGGGCUUUGUGCUGUGUCACUCGAUAGCCGGCGGCACAGGGUCAGGCAUGGGCUCCUAUAUCCUAGAGCACCUCUCUGACAGGUUCCCCAAGAAGUUGGUGCAGACCUACAGUGUGUUUCCCAACUUGGACGAGAUAAGUGAUGUGGUAGUACAACCGUACAACUCGCUGCUCACCCUGAAGCGGCUCACGGAGAGCGCGGACUGCGUCAUGGUCCUGGACAACACAGCGCUCAACCGCAUUGCCAGCGACCGCCUGCACAUACAGAACCCUUCCUUCGCGCAGAUCAACACGCUCGUGUCCACUAUCAUGAGCGCCAGCACCGCCACCCUAAGGUACCCGUCAUACAUGAACAACGACCUCAUCAGCCUGGUGGCGCCGCUGAUCCCGACGCCCCGGCUGCACUUCCUCAUGACGGGAUACACUCCGCUCACCGCUGACCACGAGCUUAACACUGCACCAAAGAUUCGUAAAACGACCGUGCUGGAUGUGAUGCAACGGUUGCUGCAACCAAAGAACAUGAUGGUGUCGCUCAGCCCCGACCGGACCAACCAGCACUGCUACAUAUCCAUAUUGAAUAUUAUUCAGGGCGAAGUAGACCCGUCGCAAGUGCACAAGUCCCUCCAGCGCAUCCGCGAGCGCAAGCUGGCGUCGUUCAUCCCGUGGGGCCCGGCCUCCAUCCAGGUGGCGCUGUCUCGCCGCUCGCCGUACGUGCACGCCUCGCACAAGGUCUCCGGGCUACUGCUUGCCAACCACACUAACAUCUCCUCGCUAUUCGACCGAUGUCUGCAGCAGUUCGACAAGCUGCGCAAGCGCGAGGCGUUCCUCGAAGUGUUCCGCAAGGAGCCGAUGUUCAAGGACUCGCUGGAGGAGUUUGACGAGUCGCGCGGCGUCGUGGACGACCUCGUGCAGGAGUACCAGGCCGCCGCCACGCCCGACUACGUGCACUGGAACCCGGAAAGUAGUCAAAUAUGAUUGAUCUUUCAAAGUAUGGAACAACAUAACGUGACCAGAUUGGCGCAAACGACGUAGCGUAAAGGAUUCCAAAGGAGACGUCAGAAGACAGAGGAUGUUAUGUUACUCAAUUGUUAUUAAGUUUUUGUUUAACCAUGUGCCAUUGUAUAAUAAUUCGUAAUCUCAUUUGUUAACCUUACUCGAAUAAGGCACAUCUUGCCUGCACUGCUCUCUAAGAGUAAAUAAAACCAUUCUGCUAUA